Hippoglossus stenolepis (Pacific halibut) is the source of this 2814-nucleotide messenger RNA. Its product is annotated as N-acylneuraminate cytidylyltransferase. The transcript is spliced from 3 exons. The record is from RefSeq and is a predicted model, not a curated record. Bases 49 to 669 code for a protein of 206 amino acids. NCBI's taxonomy places the organism in Eukaryota, Metazoa, Chordata, Actinopteri, Pleuronectiformes, Pleuronectidae. Gene Ontology annotation, molecular function: N-acylneuraminate cytidylyltransferase activity.
CAUCUGCAGCUUCUCUUCCUCCAGAGCCACUGAACCGUUACAGUCGAAAUGGCCGCCAGGAAGAGAUUCCUCCCCUCCGCCAACGGAGCGCAGGACGUCCCGCUGGCCGCCUGCAAGCAGCAGAUCAGGCGCAGCGGAGAGAGACACGUCGCUGCGUUGAUCCUGGCGAGAGGUAGAAGUAAAGGGAUCCACCUGAAAAACAUCAAGACGUUGGCCGGGGUCCCCCUCAUCAGCUGGGCGCUGAGAGCUGCUGGAGACUCCGCUAUGUUCCACAGGUACAUUAUCGUACCUGUGGUGCUGUUGAUGUCCAGUGAGGACCCCGUGACCCAGUUGGUUGACCAAUUGUCUGAGAGGACAGGCUGCAAAGUCAUCCAGGUGGGAGAGGAGCCGCUGAAUGAUUUGAAAGCGAUCGUGGAGCAGAGGAAGCUGGAGUGGAAGGACCUGGCAUACAUGGGUAACGACAGAGCAGAUGUCAACUGUCUAAACCUGGCGGGUUUGAGUGCAGUACCUGGAAAUGCCCCAACGGUGGCCAUUAAUGCUGCAAAGUACACCUGCCACGCAGUCGGGGGGAUGGAAGCUGUCCGGGAGUUUGCUGAACACAUUCUCCUUCAGAGAAAAAAAGCAAAGUCUCAGAUGAAGCAGGAUCGUAUCGACUGCAGCAGCGAAUGAGAAAUUCAAAAUGACUUCAUAUUGAAAGGUUUUAGACUCAUGCACAUAUACCAGAAGUAAUCAAGCAAUGCGUACAUGCAUGAUAAGUAUUAAGAUAUUAUACAAAAUGUAUUUCUAAUUUUAGAGAAGGAGUUACAGUUACAGAAUUCAUAAAAAACAUUUAAGUAAAAUCUCAAUAGAAGUAAUUAUCUGAAAAAUAAGGAAUUUAAGUAAUACUGUGAAUAUUGCACCGGACUAAAAAGUUAACCAACCUUGGUUUAUUGUCGCAGUCGGAGCUUGAGAUACCGAACUCGGAUGUAAACACCAGGAUCACCACAACACCAAAAUCUAAAACACUAGACUGAAAACUGAAUAAAACUAACACUUAACAUCAAUUGAGUUUAGGUUUGUUAGUUGUGAAAGUGUAAAACAGAAAGUAAAACUUUUAAAAACAUGGAUUUAUCUUAAACUUAAAUUCCUCACGGUACAACCCCUGUGGAUUAUUAGAGAUAAAGCUUUUAAGUAUUGUAAAAUACCUUGGUACUUUAUAUAUAAGGGGAAGAAUUUCAAGAACUAAAAUACUUCGUCCCGUUAAAAUUUGUAUUUAGUUCGGGAGAGCUGAGGGCUGUUAGCCAAGCUGCUGCUAGCAUUAACUCAGCAUGUUUCUUGUGGCUUAGUUUGCUUUUACGUUAGGCGGCUGUGGCUGAGGGGGUAGAGCAGGUUUCCCCCAACCAGAAGAUCAGGAGCUUGAUUCCCAGCUCAUGCUGAAGUGUCCUUGGGCAAGAUGCUGAACCCCCCCCAAAAACACUAGCCCCUCAUUGAUGUUGAAUGCACUAAUUGGAAGUCGCUUUGGAUGAAAGCAUUAGCUAAAUGACAUGUAAUGAAUAGAAGGUCUUUUUCAGGAGCUAAAUUAUACAGAGUAUUCUAAUAAAAACAAUGUUACAUAAAUGUGAAUUCAUUUGUUGCUCUGAGGCUUUUUGGCAGACACAGGAACGUCAGGACUCGUUGCGAGAAGGGUUGAUUGCACAACUUGUUUCUACGAUAACUCAAGACCCAAACGUUUAAUAAUAAAAAUCCUUCGCCCAGUUCAAGUUUGUCUUCAUAAGGUAACAAUGAGUCAGGGUAGCUGCAGGCUUUAGCUGAGCUUGUUUCUUGGAGCUUAGCUUACUUUUACGUUAGGAAUAGGAGAUAUUUUUGGCAGCCGAAUCAUCCAGGAGUAUUUAAAUAAAAAACAACGUUACAAAUGCGUUCCAAAUAUUCUCCAACGCUUUUAGGUGGACACAGAAUAUCAGUAUGGGCUUAUUUCUUCAAUAACGACGCUAAAGUGGCUCAGUCAACUUCUCAUGUUACCCUUUUGAUUUUGUUCCAACCAAACAAACAACAUGCAACUUGUUACUUAGCGUGCUUAAUGCUAUCACUCUUCUGUUACCAGGCUUUAAGCUAACUGGAGUUAGUUAGCUGUAGCUUGCCAUAUUUUACCAAACACAUACACAUAAGGAGUGUUCGCCUUUUCAUAGCAAAGAAGGUGUUUAAGUCAAAUGUCCAACAGGUAAGGAAGAUUUGUAGCUGCAGGAUGUUAAGAGAGAAAAAUCUGAUUUUGUUUCGGUGAACUUGUAGGAUGCACUACCAGCAUUUGCACUUUUAUCCAGUCAGUGAAAUAAUAACAUGUUUUUUAUUAUUUAUUAUAAAUAUAUGUACCUCUAUGUGCUGUUAAUGUUACUUUUCAAUUGAAUUUAAUCUGUUCCCAAGGUGCUUGGAUGAUUGUUGUGGUUUGCUUGUCAUGUGAUUCAUGUGAUUUUAUUUCACUCUUUUUCAUUUAAUGACGGAAUAAUUAAAGUGAUUUUCCUUUUUGUAAAUCAUUUUCAGUGAAGAUGAAUAAUGAAAAUGGAUUAAAAGUGUCUGCUGUCAGUUUUUAAUCCAGAGCAGAACUUGGGAGCAGUUUGACAUUUUGGUUGUCGGUGCAUCGUAGCUUUCUUUUCUGUUCGUCAGGACGAUAAAUAUGAAACUGGAGCCAAGAGACAUUAUGUCACCAAUUAUAAGAUAAAUCAUGGUCGCACCACAUGACAUUUUUUAAAUUGGCCUGUUGAAAAUCCUUAUACGUCAUUGACAUUAAUGUUGAUGUUAUAAUCUCUGUGUAUGUUUCUCUCUCUCUCCGUAUAUAUGUCA